Messenger RNA from Branchiostoma belcheri (Belcher's lancelet), 1492 nucleotides. Its product is annotated as septin-7-like. NCBI's taxonomy places the organism in Eukaryota, Metazoa, Chordata, Leptocardii, Amphioxiformes, Branchiostomatidae. The record is from RefSeq and is a predicted model, not a curated record. Bases 38 to 1384 code for a protein of 448 amino acids. Gene Ontology annotation, cellular component: septin ring; cell division site; septin complex. The transcript has 14 exons. Gene Ontology annotation, biological process: cilium assembly; cytoskeleton-dependent cytokinesis. Gene Ontology annotation, molecular function: GTPase activity; GTP binding; molecular adaptor activity.
GCGGGGCAUCCUGGGAAGCGGAAGUCGGGUUCGGCGCAUGCGCACGAUGAGAGGCAGCGGCGCCCAAACCGUUCGUGAUCUGCGGAACAACAUGGCCCAUACAAAGGCUCUAGAGGGGUAUGUGGGCUUUGCCAACCUGCCCAACCAGGUCUACAGGAAGGCUGUGAAGAGGGGUUUUGAGUUUACUCUUAUGGUAGUAGGUGAAUCUGGUCUGGGUAAGUCUACCCUAGUGAAUUCCCUCUUCAUGACUGACCUGUAUUCCCCGUCUGAGUACCCCGGCCCCUCACAACGCAUCACCAAAACUGUCAAGGUUGAAACAUCUCGGGUGCUGGUUAAAGAAGGAGGUGUCCAGCUACAGUUGACUAUUGUGGACACACCAGGGUUCGGAGAUGCCGUGGACAACAGUAACUGUUGGAAGCCCAUCACAGACCACAUUGAGCAGAGGUUUGAGGACUACCUGAACUCAGAGUCUCGCGUGAACCGCCGAACAAUGCCGGACAACAGGGUCCACGCCUGCCUGUACUUCAUAGGGCCAACUGGGCACGGGUUGAAGCCUCUUGAUAUAGAAUUCAUGAAAAGAUUACACGACAAGGUCAACAUCAUUCCUCUCAUUGCCAAAGCCGACACAAUGACCCCAGAGGAGUGCACACAGUUCAAGAAAAAGAUUUUACAGGAAAUCAAGGAAAACAAGAUUCAGAUCUACGAGUUUCCAGAAGGAGAGGAUGAAGAGGACAACAAACUCAACAAGAAACUCAGGGAGAGGAUUCCCUUUGCGGUUGUCGGCAGCAACACGCUUCUGGAGAUCAACGGGAGGAAAGUGCGCGGACGACAGUACCCAUGGGGCGUCGCCGAAGUGGAGAACAUGGACCAUUGUGACUUCAUCACACUGAGGAACAUGUUGAUCAGGACCCACAUGCAGGACUUGAAAGACGUAACGAAUAACGUUCACUACGAGAACUACCGCUGUCAGAAGCUAGCUGGCAUUACGGCAACCAACGGUACAGAGAAGGGCAAACCAGCCGGUGGCAACCCCUCCCGUCCGUCUGCCUCCAGAAACCCUCUGGCCCAGAUGGAGGAGGAGAAGAGGGAACACGUGGCCAAGAUGAAGAAGAUGGAGAUGGAGAUGGAACAGGUGUUCGAGAUGAAGGUCAAGGAGAAACGACAGAAACUCAAGGACUCAGAAGCAGACCUUCAGCGUCGGCACGAGCAGAUGAAGAAGAAGCUGGAGCAGGAGUACAAGGAGCUGGACGAGAAGCGGAGUCUGUUUGAGAAGGAGAAACUGUCCUUCGAGGAGAGCCAGCGCCAACUCGAGGAGCAGCGGAAAAUGGACGCUACCAAAUCGCUUGACAACAAGAAGAAGAAGGAGAAGAAAUCGCUCUUCUAAGUGUUACAAGAAUUCCAGCAGCACCAACUAUAGCUUAUAGCCGGGCAGAAAGCUUCCCGUGCCAGCCUACAUUAUAUAUGAUAUAGAGUACCGGGGAUGCUCUCAAAA